AUGGGUUGUUCAAAGAAGCAUCAUCAGUCGGAGGAAGGCAAGAAAAGGGCGGUCGCCGGAAUCGCGUUUUGUGCUCCCCUGAGAUCCAUAGCUACGGAGCCCAAGGAGAGAGUGCUCGAGGCUGACGGCGGCGAAACAACCCCGACGGCGAGGGAAUCGAGAAUCCCGGAAGGGUUCCCCUGCCCGCCUGCCCCCAGGAAGCGGCGGCCGUCGUCGUGCCACCGCAACAGUAGCCGGCAGUUCUUUACUCCGCCGGACUUGGAGUCCGUGUUCAGACUCCACGUGGAGAAAGCAAUUUGA
Messenger RNA from Diospyros lotus (date-plum), 300 nucleotides. RefSeq names its product cyclin-dependent protein kinase inhibitor SMR6. The transcript has a single exon. Bases 1 to 300 code for a protein of 99 amino acids. Lineage: Eukaryota; Viridiplantae; Streptophyta; Magnoliopsida; Ericales; Ebenaceae. Gene Ontology annotation, biological process: regulation of DNA endoreduplication. The record is from RefSeq and is a predicted model, not a curated record.